GAAUAUUUUUAUGAUUGUAGCUAUGAAUAUAUAUAUGCUGUUAACUCUGGUUAAAAUAAGUCCUAUUUAUUUCUCGUGCAUAGCGUACGACUAUUUGUUAAAAAAUGAUGUUUUUGUAUCGUUAGCCUAUAGCAGAUGGCUUAAAGUACUUUGUGACGAAAUUGGACAUGGAGUAAUUGCAGCCUUAUCCUGGGUUGUUGUUGUAAAUUAUGACUUUCGUUACUUUCUUCAAAUUGUGCUGGCUGGUUUUUUUGGUGUUGUAAUUGAUGUGGAUCAUUUUAUCUCAGCAAAAUCGUGGUCGCUCAUGAUGGCUGGAAAUUUACCUGAUCGUCCAUUUUUACAUAACUCAGUUAUUCUUGUAUUUCUGAUCAUUAUUUGCAUAUUUGUUUUUUAUAUAAAGAAACAGCAGCUUAUUGAUCUGGCAUUAAUUUUGUUUGUCUCUAUAAGUUCUCAUCACUUAAGAGACGCUAACAGACGAGGAAUGUGGUUCGGGCAUUUCGGAAGCACGGGUGUAAUUGCUCCAGGAUUAUUAUAUGCAUCACUUAUAUGUUUUAUAGCUAUUUUUGUUGCAGUUAUAAGAAAACGUACCUUAGUAGAGACAAAUUGUUUCAAUUAACCUUAUCCUUAAUAGGUGGAUCAAUUUGACCCAACCAUGGUUUCAAAACUAAUUUAACAAAGAGGUUUCUAAAUAAACGAAUGGUGCUAUAGAUAUAGGACAUUUUGACCCGACUUGCA
Messenger RNA from Hydra vulgaris (swiftwater hydra), 735 nucleotides. NCBI's taxonomy places the organism in Eukaryota, Metazoa, Cnidaria, Hydrozoa, Anthoathecata, Hydridae. The record is from RefSeq and is a predicted model, not a curated record.